UGAAGUUUUAAGAACACUUCUUGUUGAUACUGUUCCUGAACAUUAGAAUUUAGCUUAGAUAUUCAGAACAGGAAUUUUUUUUCUAGAUUUCUUUGCCCAUGGAAGUAGUGAUACUUUUUCACUAGUUUUCAGGUGACCAAUAAGGCCUGUGGGCCUCUUGUUUCGUUUUUAUUAAUUAAUUUCGUUUUUUGUUUGAUAAUUUUGUUUUUAUUUAGUUUUGUUUUUCUAUAUAUUAAUUUCUGUUUUUAUCUAAUAAUUUGGUUUUUUAAAUUUAGCUUUGAUUUGCACUAAUGGGCUUCCGUUGAUAUCAUAUGAAACGCAGACUUUCAAUUAAAUUGAAAGGGACCACGUACAUCAAGUGACAGAAUCAUGUAAAAUAAUACAAGAUUUUUCUUCUUUGUUUAAAUUUAAAACUCCAGUUUAUAGAUGUGUCAGAUUCGAUAGAUUUUCGCUAUCAUGAUCUUUCAAAGCUGAAAAGAUGAUGCCUGUUAAAAUACAAAGCGAUUUUAAAUUUCCUUUGACGAAAUAGUUUUUAUUCAUGGUCUGUAGUUUUUAGUCAUGGUCAAUAGCACAGAUCCUGGGUAUUUCCAAAACAGGAAGUAAAUCAAAGAUCUAUUGAGAGACACUCGCACAUAGCUACAUUUUUGUGGGAGUAUGAAUUUAUAUCUGGUCUUGGUGUCUCUGUUGCCAUGGGUUGCCCUUUCUCAGGAUGCACAGCUUUUGACCGGACUAAAAUUUUCUAAUGACCUUGAAAGGAUGGAUAGAAACGGAAUCGGUGCACCCAAUCUGCAGGCGUAUUACGAUAGCCUUGUAUACGACAAACCAACAGACACAGGGGCAGAAAUUGUAGAAAAGAUGACCAACAACCUCGAAAAAAUGUUUCAAACACUGACGAAUCAGCUAAAGAACGUGAAAAAGGCCAUAACACAGAAAUAUGACUCCUUCUCUGCUUUUGAGCAGGGUACUUUUCCACAAUGCUGCAAAAUAAACGGCACAUACAACCCAAAGUUCAGAACAGAGAUUUCAGAGAACGGUGCAUGCAUAUCGGUAUCAACUUCAUCAAAACACUUUCCCAACAAAGACAUUGAAAUGAUCAUGAAAAAGAACUAUCAACUGAAUCCCAACAUGUUGUGGCAAUACUUCGGUGGAAGUGAUGGAACGUUUCUUAUAUACCCAGCUCAACGUUUUAGCUCAAAUUGUUAUUCCUACGAUCCCAGAUUUAGGCAGUAUUACGUAGCCUCUGCGACAAAGAAACCCAAAGACGUGGUUGUGGCGGUUGACAUCUCGGGGGUCACGGCAGGGCGUACUAACUACGAAUCCAAGACACUUUUAAUGGUGGCACGUGAGGCCGUGCAAUACGUCAUUGAUACCCUGAAUCCAAACGAUCGUAUUGGAUUAGUAGCGUUUAAUGAACAAGCCAUAAAACCCACCUCCUGUCAUGGUAGCCAGCUAGUAAAGGCAACUACCACCAACAAAGACGCUCUAAAAGACUUCACCAAGGAUUGGACGUCCAUCAAGCAGUCCAACUAUGGAGAAGGAAUUCAAGCAGCUUUUUCAUAUUUCAAUCAACAAGAAAUAGAAAUAUACGGGGAUACCAGAGAAUCUCUCAUUUUGUUUUUGGCCGCCGGAGAUAACGCUGGCGGUGAUCCAGUAGAUAUAAUCAAGACUGAAAACGAGGCUCGUAAUAAUUCAGUGACCAUUCUGACAUAUUCUUUCGGUCAAGGGGUGAAUAGCCACUCGAGAGAGGUUCUACGAAAAAUGAGUAAACAAGUAAUGAACAACGCUUCAUUUGGAACAGUUAAGGAAGGAACUUACCGUCACGUUCAAAAUGACUCAUCACUUCGCUCUGAGAUGGCUUCCUAUUACCUAGGCCUUCCCAGCACCAACCUAGGAGACAAUCCUGUCUUCUCUGUUCCAUACGUAGAUAGGCGAUCCACGAAAACUGGCCUGGUAACCUCCCUUUGUCUUCCUGUGGACAAAUCUGGAACCUUGGUAGGAGUCACGUGUACAGACAUACUUCUAGACGAAUUAUUAUCUGACAUUACGAACUUUAAGCAAGGAGAACUUUCAUACGCAUUUAUGAUAGAUGGACAAGGCCGGGUUAUGGUGCACUAUUUACAACCCACUCCAAAUGCCAUCACAAGCGACCCAGACCCUAUAGAUAUCCAUGUAUUGGAACCAAGUCCCGAUGCUAAACCUAUGAUUGAUUCCAUGAAAAGGGGUGAGAGUGGAAACACCACGUUUAAGUAUUUAAAGACGAUAUCUAGAGGGAUUUUGGAAUACGAGGGAAUAGAGGCUAAGCAAGUAGAUGCAGACUAUAGCUGGAAAAAGGUACCUGGAACAAACUUUUCAUUAUGUGUUGUACUUGGAAAGAAUGACCAGCAGUCCCGCUUGCGUCCAAAUCAGCAAGGUCUAUCAAAGGACGGAGUCUUCUAUUAUCACAGGUUGGACUCCAACAGCCUGUUUAACGGUGAAACUAUACCGAAGUGUAGGGAAUAUCAAAGAUACUCAACAAAAGAAAGGUCAAUGGUAAUGUUGACACCCCAUGCGUUUGUGACACCAUACGAAUACCUCUAUCGACCAGAAACUCAGACGGAGGUGGGGUAUUACUCCAAUUACCUUAAUGAUAGGCACAGCACACAAGCAGAGGAGGCUCCGAAACUCAAAGAUACCGUGAAGAGCAGCAUUCAGGCUUCUUUCAAAGCGGAGGUAUUUUGGAAAAAAAACCAAAACCAGUCCCAGUUUGUGAUAUGGCGCUACAUGGGAACAAGAGAUGGUCACGUGAGAGUAUACCCGGCGGUAGAGAUUACAAAGGACUACGAUCAUUUCAUGAGGCCUUGGUGGAGAAGAACAGUGGCCCAGAAAGGCAAGAAUGUGGUAAUUACUCCGUACGUCGAUAACUGGGGAGCCGGGGUGGUAGUGACCCAGUGUAAAGCCAUCUACGAGGGCAGGAGCAAUGGUCAGCACUCUUCCAACGAUAUCGUGGACGUAGUCCAGUGUAUAGAUUAUCCAUACCCCUAUUUCAGCAGAAUGUUUCUGAGUAGGUACCCAGAAUGCACUAGUGACGAAUACAGUUGUAUGGUUAUAGACAUCAGCGGAUUCCUCGUUAUUUACCCGAGCUUCUCGUACGUUGGGGACAAUCCUGACAUCGAAUUAAAGCACUUAGGAAUAAAGGAAACAAAAAUAUUUGUUGAUCUCCUGAAGGAUAGAUUUAUCGAGAAAGAAAGUUGUUUGGACAUUGAAAGUAAAAAGCAGUUGUUUUCAUAUCGGGUACAUCUGAAGGAUACGUCUGACCCGAUCAACAGGUUGUCAUCAGUAGGCUACAAAAUUGCACCUGUUCUUCACAGCAAUGUUUAUAUCAUCAUUAAGAAGAAGGAGCUUUUACCUGGGACCUGUUGUCAGGGUUCAAAUAUAUCACCGCUUGAGUAUUCCUGUACCAGCAGCGGAUCAGAUUGUUGCCUCUGCCAUAAGGUCGUGCCUUAUGAUACUUGCCAGGAGAAAACAACAUCUGGGGAGUUAUACCACAUUUGUAGUGCUCGGUUGCCAGAUUCAAACACUAGACUUCAACCAGAGUUCGAAAAAAUCAAAAACCUGAAACCAUGCUUUGAUGUGGGCUGCAAUACCCGAGUUGAUGAAUCAAAUUGCUAUCAGGUGGCAGGGUGCAGCUGGUGUAUUCAGGACCAGAACGGAGGAGAGUAUCCUUCAUCGGAGAGAUGCUGCAAUAUUUUUGAGACAUGUCCAUUUGGAAAAGUUCAAAAGGGAAAACACACACAAUGUUCCAAACACGAACCUCUGGACAAUUCGGAAUCCGCCUCGGAAGGAUUAGCAGGAAUAAUAGGCGGUUCUGCAGGAGGAGUGGUUGUGUUGAUAAUCAUCGUCGUUAUUAUCAUUGUCUUCUUCUUUCGAAAGAGAAAUCUAAAGGCCGAAAAGAAAACCACCUACCUCACCGUGAUCAGCGAGAAUCCUGCAUUCAAAGCUGAAGGAGACCGAAUAUCUGGAAGUGACCAUUCCAUUGAGUAUCUUAGAGAAGAGGAAAGGUCGCACCAGUCUAACCAGUAUAUUGGUGUCCAUGGAUCAGACGAGGGACCUUUUCAUGAACCAGAUGAUGAACACUACCCAGGAAAACGAGUGUAAUUCGUGCAUGCGUGGGGAAUUAUAAAACAUUCUUAAAGCGUUGAUGUCAUUAUUAUUAGAAUACAAGUUAUCAUUAGAAAUUGGCAUGGAAAUGCUUUUCAUACUUGAAAUUGCAUUAAUAACAAUGAAAGUGAUAGGAUAAGGUUUUCCUACUAACAAAUUUAAUAUACUGUAUUUUAUACCACCAAACCAAUAAUAUAUGUGGAUAGUCCUGUAUUUUAUAGUCAGUAAGAGCUAUUUUCUCUGUGAAGGCUGCUAUCUAUUUUUGUUCAAAUCUUGAACCAAAAAUUUCUCCUUGCGUAUAUUAAUGUUAUUCCAGUAUCCCCAUCGAUGGAUCCCCACAUCUGAUCUCGUCAUGAGUAGACGAUCAGCUGUGGGAAUCUGGCAAUGAGAAUAUCUAAAGGGCAGCUAAAUAUCCGCACUUCGUAGAGUUCAGUUCAUACGCGUCAUAUAUCCAUUUUUUCUGAAACUAUUUUUUUUCACCUCGAUAUGAUAAAUCCUGAUUUCCGAACUAGGUUUAAAAUUGAUAUCGUAGUAAUUUUACUUUACUUCGUACAUCGGCCAGGUAACGAGAUUGUUAGAUCUCCUAACUAGUAGUAACGCAAGAAUCCCAGGUUCAAUCUCUGAUUGAUCCAAAGAUUUCCCUUCUUUGCUGCAAUAACUUAGUAAUGUCCAUAUAUGCAACUUCUGUAAUACUUGAGAGUUGAUUUUAGACAGUUGCUUGCCCAAACCAGGAAAUAUCAAAUCAUGCGCAAACUCUAAAAACAACUGAUAUUUUUGUAGAAAUAAGACAGGAUGCAAGUGAAUUGUAGCUGAAAUGGAACAGAAAGUUAUGUUCUGUAUGAAGUUUCCACAAACGUGUUAUAUAUAUAUAUAUAUAUAUAUAUAUAUAUAUAUAUAUAUUGUAUAUAACUUGGAAGAGUUGAUCUCUUCUGUCAGUGCAGGGAACCUACAUCAGGGAUAGUUUGGUUGAUUUCGAAUGAGCGAAAAAGCAUGUUCCUAAUUAUUUUUUAACCUCGCCUGAUUUGCAUACUGAUUAGUAAUGGUCAUCAACUACGGGAAGAUGAUUGAGUAUUCUGGUUAAUUGUUUCAACUCCCCAAAACAAAAAUCUCUGAAUGAUAAAUGUCAAAACCUGUAGGAAAGCUUCAAUAUAUAAUGAAGAUCAUGAAUCCUAUGGAAGUCACAAUAGACGUUUACAUAGGAAUUUAUAGGAAAAUACUAUGAAGAACCACAAGGACAUGAUUUAAUUAAUAUGCAUUCAUCUUUGUUCAGACGGAGUGUAAAUAUUCGGGGGUUUUCAACGCCAUGUGACCUCUAGGGUAAAGACGUGGGGUCGAAUGAUUUACAUAAAAUUGUAUACUAUUAAGAAAAUCUUCAUCUCAAGAGCCACAUGUGUACAAAAUGUCAUCGAUAUGCAAGCAUGCAUCUUCAUAUGUUUCUGUUCACACCUUUACCCAUCUACAAUUCUUAAAUGAUAUGUAAGUGUUCUAACAUGGAGAAGGUUCAGGUUUCUUGAAACCAAGAUCCAAGUGUGAGGGCUGGACUAUAGUUGAGGUUUUAAAUUUUACCAAGAAAUGAUAUUAUAUAACAAAAGUUAAAAAUCUUAAACAAUCUUCCCAAGAAUCACGUGUCUUCAAUUUUCCCCGUGUAGUGUAAAUUCUAGUUUGUUUGAACGGUGAUCAUCGAGGGUAGGGUGGAGUGACAAUAGAGUGUAACGUUUACAUUAUCACAAAAAUCUAGAUAGUUUGCUACCUCGCCAGUCUACAAUUCGUCGGAUUAAGUUACACUUGGUAUCACCGUGUAGAAGAGUAAACUUGUAAAUUCUCUCAAGAACCAUAAUGGUACAACCUGUAAAUAAAUAUGCAAGCAUCUUCAUGAAAUGUAGUUUCAAGUUUGUACACACACUGAUCAUGUAACCAGGGUGGUGCUACAAUACAAGUCUAUAGAGAAAAUAUGUGUAUGAGAAAGUGACUUUGGUAAGCGUUGUGGAUCAUGCACUUCUUGGGUAUCUUAUAAAUUGUUCAUCAAAGAAAUAUCUUGUAAUUUGGAACAAGUAAAUAUUAAUAUGUACAUGUAGUAAUGAAGCCAUUUGAGAUUUUAAUGUGAAUGCUACAUAUGCUCUAUUUUUAUGUGAUAUUUUGAUAAAAAUUUCAAUAUUAUUCUAUAAUAAAACAAAGAAACCAUG
This is a messenger RNA of Ostrea edulis (European flat oyster), 6320 nucleotides long. Its product is annotated as VWFA and cache domain-containing protein 1-like. Gene Ontology annotation, molecular function: voltage-gated calcium channel activity. Gene Ontology annotation, cellular component: voltage-gated calcium channel complex. The transcript has 24 exons. The coding region runs from base 655 to 4134 and encodes 1159 amino acids. The record is from RefSeq and is a predicted model, not a curated record. Lineage: Eukaryota; Metazoa; Mollusca; Bivalvia; Ostreida; Ostreidae.